AUGGGUUCGUUGGCUGCUUGUUCUCUUCAAGCGAAUACAGAAUUCCCCCAUACCAAAAUUCUGCCCCAUACUCUCUGCUGCAAGUCUAUCAAACCCUCAUUCCUCAAUUCUCACUAUAUUCAAAAGCCGCUUACACUUCCAUUCAAAUUCCUCUCCUCCAGAAGUUCCUCGAACUCGAACCUCCGCAGACUCUCCUCUCACUCAACCUCUCUCACCUUACCCUUCUCUAAACUUUCACAUAGUUACUCUGCUUUCCAACCCAAUAAAAAUUUAUCAAGAUUUUUGAUAGAAAAAAUACUGGGUUUUGUUAUAGGGUCAGUUUUCUUUGUUGGAUGCUUCAAUGUAAGAGCAGCUGUAGCACUGCCUGCUCAAACAAGCAGUUCCAGUGCAAACUUUGAGGAGAAGAGAGAGACCCAGAAAGGGAAAAGUGAGGAUGAGGAAAUGUAUGAGAAGAUUUUGGAGGAGGACCCAACAAAUGUUGGGGCUUUGAAGGUGGUUUUGUAUGGGGCAAUGAGGAGAGGGAACACAAAACAGGCUGUGAAUUAUGUGGAGAAGUUGAUUGAUGUGGAGCCAGAUGAGGUCGAGUGGAGGCUUUUGAUGGCGCUUUGUUAUGAGAUCAUGGGGCAACUGAGUACUGCUAAAAGAUUGUUUCAGGAAAUCUUGGAGGAGAGGCCUCUUUUGCUCAGAGCUUUGCAUGGUCUGGCAUUGGUUAUGCACAAAAAUCAUGAAGGUCCAGCUGUUUUUGUGAUGCUUAAUAAGGCUUUAGAUAUUGCACAGCGGGAAAAAAGAGUCAUUGAGGAGAGGAAUAUAAGAAUUCUGAUUGCACAGAUGCAUGUUGUGAAGGGAGAAUUGGAAGAAGGCUUGAAUAAAUUUCAAGAUUUGGUCAAAGCGGAUCCUCGAGAUUUUCGACCUUAUCUAUGCCAGGGAAUUAUCUACAGUCUACUGGAUCAAAAGAAGGAAGCUGCAGAACAGUUUGAAACAUAUCGAGCUCUUGCACCUGAAGAAUUUCCACAAAGGGGAUUUCUUGAUGAUAUUGUGUUGGCAGCCAAAACCAAAUCUGGUAAACAGUUUCAGAAGGAGUUUGAUGCUGAGUUCUCAAACCGGAAGUAA
This is a messenger RNA of Prunus armeniaca (apricot), 1110 nucleotides long. Lineage: Eukaryota; Viridiplantae; Streptophyta; Magnoliopsida; Rosales; Rosaceae. The record is from the annotation of a GenBank genome assembly.